ACGCCUCGGCGCCUUUCUCUGCCUCAGCCUCUGCGGCGGCGGCGCUCGGCUUCCUGCUCCGUCGCCGGCGGGCGGGCCGGGGCAGCCUGCGCGGCGCGGCCGCUCAGCGGGACCGGGGAGGCUGCGCGACGUGGCCGCGGCCGCCCAGCCCAGGUGGCUUUUUUUUAAUGCAGUAGUGUUGUUUCCUGGCUGAAGAUUAAAGAUGAGAAUAGCAGGUGCUGCAAAGUUGGUGGUAAUUGUAGCAAUAUUUUUAUUGACAUUUUAUGUCAUAUCUCAAGUGUUUGAAAUAAAAAUGGAAGCAAACUUAGGACACAUGUUUGCUAGAUCAGCAUUGGAUGCAGCUGCACGCUCCACAAAACCUCCAAGAUACAAAUGUGGGAUCUCUAAAGCUUGUCCUGAAAAGCAUUUCGCAUUCAAAAUGGCAAGUGGAGCAGCAAAUGUAGUUGGACCUAAAAUUUGCGUAGAAGAUAAUGUUUUAAUGAGUGGAGUUAAAAAUAAUGUUGGCAGAGGAAUAAAUGUGGCCUUGGUCAAUGGUAAAACAGGAGAACCAUUAGACACGAAAUUCUUUGACAUGUGGGGAGGAGAUGUGGCACCAUUUAUCGAAUUUCUUAAGUCCAUCCAGGAUGGAACCAUAGUGUUAAUGGGAACAUAUGAUGAUGGUGCAACCAAGCUUAAUGAGGAAGCACGGAAGCUUAUUGCUGAAUUGGGAAGCACAUCCAUCACUAACCUUGGCUUUAGAGACAACUGGGUCUUCUGUGGUGGGAAAGGAAUUAAGACUAAAAGUCCAUUUGAACAGCAUAUAAAGAACAACAAGGAUACAAACAAAUAUGAAGGCUGGCCAGAAGUUGUUGAGAUGGAAGGCUGUAUCCCUCAGAAGCAAGACUAAAUCAAAACAAAAGGAAAGAAGAAUGAAAAUGGAAGAAAAUGCACUUUCUGCUGUUACUAGAGAGAGGGCUAUGAAGGAGACUGUACUGUAAAUAAUAUUUUUAAGCAUGCAACCAUUUUGUCGGUGUGUGCAUGAGCACUGACAUUUUGAAUAUCGGGAUUAUUUAUUGCUAAUACAUAAAAAUCCUUUUUGUAAAUAUGUUCAAAAUAAACAUCAAAUCAUUUCUAAACAGGUUUCUUAAAAGCACAGUAUUUAGUUUGCCUAUGGUAAAUAAUAUCUCGUAGGUCAACUGGCUAAUAAAUUGCAUAUGCCAAUAAUAAAUAGAUCCUGACAAAUGUACUGUCUUCUAAUAUUGCUGUGAGUAUAUAACCUUUGUGAAAUACGUAGAUUUUAGUGAUAAGUUCAUAAAAAGCUUUAAUUUUUUUUUAUCCUCUGCCUUUUUAGUGGCAGCAUCACUUUUUAUUGAAGCUAAUUGGUUAUUCUAAUAACAAGUGCUCCAGAAAUUUAUUUUGUAGUUCCCCACCAAAACCAAAUAAUUAACAGGAAGAAAGCAUGAUAUUGAAAUGCAGACACGCUACAAAAAGCACAAUAUGAAUUAUUUUUACUAGGAGAAAAACAAAAGUAAAUAUAUCCAUAGUGUACGUGAUACCUAAAAGCAGUUGAAAGGAUUUGUACUCAACUUGAAAAUAGUGUUUACUGUGUAGAAGAGACUUGGCAUGUUAAGCAACAGUACUUAUGGCAACUUGUGCAGUUUUUAUUACAAUUUUUGUACUGCUGUUUAACCAUUUAGUCUAUCUAUGGCUAUUCAACCAUACUGGUUAGUCACUUGUUAAAUGUGCAAAGAGGAACUCCUUCCUGCUUGAGUUUUAACACCAGGAAUAAAUUUUCCAUUGCAAAGAACCUAUUAGAAAGCAGUCUGCCUUCUAGCAGCAGUUUUCAGGGUACAAUAUUAUGAGCCUUUACUGCCUAUCCUCUAUGCUACAUCUAAUGUGAACUGAGGUAAUUUGUGCUUACAGGGAGGUAUUAGCAAAAGCAUUGUAUCUAAGGUUAUGCAAUGUAUAACAUUCAAACUUAACUGUCAAUUUUCUUUUUUUUUUUCAAAGCAAAAAAAUGGACCAAGUUGAAGUGGCCUUAUUCUUUAGCUCAUAUCAGAGCUGUCAGAAAACAGCUUUUGUUGGAAACUUCAGUUUCUUUUAAGUAUGGCCAGCUCGAUCUUUCACUGAAACCAAGUUAGCAUGGUGUAACUGAAAGUGUUGGUAUUCAAGAAAUAGGGGAUGUCACAGAACUGAUUAUAAUCUCUUGGUGUUUCAUGCCAUGAGUUCUGGUACAAUCUUCAACAACUUCUAGCUAGUACCAUGGGACAAAAGCUACAAAGGAAUUUUCAGGGACCCACAGUGUAAGUUGAAAACAGCAGCGAUCAAAAUACUAUUAUCAUUGAUGUCUUCUGAGAUGGAUGUGUGCACUAAAAAUUUCAAGCAAUAUUGGGAAUUGCUUUGCAAGUCAAAUAACCUGUGAUAUCAGAGCAAGUCUGGACUCCGAGUUGUUCUUAUGUUUAACUAGCUUGUUAGAUAACAUGGUUUUCCCUCAAGUUUAAUGUGGAACAGCAAUAAAAGCACCUUAUUAUGGUGAAAUUGUCUUUGUUAAGUCUUUCAGAUUUUCUUGUUUAGGAGGAUGUGUCAAAAUCGUGUAUCUCUCUGUCAUCAAAUAAAGUAAAACCCUUCAUUUCUAUCCAUUGGAAAAUAAAUUUUAUUUCAUACCA
Molecule: messenger RNA, 2645 nt
Organism: Oxyura jamaicensis (ruddy duck)
Lineage: Eukaryota; Metazoa; Chordata; Aves; Anseriformes; Anatidae
Gene: FAM3C
Product: FAM3 metabolism regulating signaling molecule C
Exons: 10
Coding region: 203-886 (227 amino acids)
Source: RefSeq, a predicted model, not a curated record